UUAAUACAGUCACAAAAAUGUUGCUGAAAAUAAUUUGCUUAGUUUUAAUAAUAAAUUCAUAUGAAUUAGUUUGUGAAUCUAUUCAUAUCUCCGAGUUUAAUGAGACUAAAGCGUUUCUUUCAAUUAGUUCUCAGUUAAACGAAUUAAGAGAUGAGUUAGAACGACAGGGAAAGUUGUCCAAUGAUAUAAUGAAUUCAGUACAUCUACACCAUGUGAAAUCAUAUGGGCAGAAUUGUGCCGAGGCAACUGCCAAUGCUAAACCUAGUGGUAUCUACGAGAUACUUAUUCCCAGCUACAGUAAACACCAUUUUAAAGUGACUUGCGAUGCACACACUCAGGGAGGAGGCUGGACUGUGAUUUUGAGUCGAGUGGAUGGCAGUGUAGACUUUAAUCGAAAUUGGAAUGUCUACAAAAAGGGAUUCGGAGAUCUGGAUGGCGAGUUCUUCUUGGGUUUGGAUAAAAUACACGCUCUGACGGCGGAGAGAAGUCAGGAGUUACUUGUGCUUCUCGAGGAUUUCGAGGGAGUUGAGAAAUGGGAGACAUAUGAGAAAUUUGCAAUUGGAAACGAGGAUGAACUAUAUGCUCUUCACACUCUGGGCAGAUCCAAUGGAACUGCAGGUGAUUCACUCAAGAGGCAGCAUACCACGAAAUUUUCAACCCAUGAUCGUGAUAACGAUCGUUGGACGAAAAACUGCGCCGAGGCCUACAAUGGAGGAUGGUGGUACGAAAGUUGCCAUGACAGCAAAUUGACCGGCAUAUAUAAAGACAAAACCCAUGGUAAAGGAAUAAAUUGGAAGGAGUUUCGGGGUUGGGAGUAUUCCCUAAAAAAGGCCGUAAUGAUGAUACGGCCAAGAAAGUAAUUACUAAACUUCUAAAUGAAGCGUACUUUUAAUUCUUGUAGCAUGCUUUAAUAUUUAAAUAUAUCUUAAAUCUUAUAUAUAUUUGCAUAUUCAUGAUUCAGUUCCUUUGUAAUGAUUAAUAACAAUCUAAUCACAAUCUAAAGCUAUAAGGAGCAAGAAUUAAUUGCUAUGUGAACCAAAUUUAAUUGAUGUACUCAUCAGAGUGCCAUUAGAGGGAAUAAAUGUGUCAAAAGUA
Messenger RNA from Drosophila innubila, 1095 nucleotides. Its product is annotated as techylectin-5B-like. Bases 18 to 860 code for a protein of 280 amino acids. The record is from RefSeq and is a predicted model, not a curated record. The transcript has 3 exons. Lineage: Eukaryota; Metazoa; Arthropoda; Insecta; Diptera; Drosophilidae.